AUGACUUCUAAAGAAAAGAAUUCAAAUAUACUUCAAUUACAUUAUAAUGAUGAUUAUAUUGAACAAACAAUUCAAUAUCAACAAUCUAAUAGUCAAUUAAUUAAUGUUGAUCAAUUAUAUGUAAAUAUUGUAGGUGCAUGUAGUAUUUGGCAAUGGUUUACAGCAAUAUUAGUCAUGUUUAGUAAUCCAUCUACUCCAACAUUUCCUGUAUUUGCUAAUUCAAUACCACAACAACGUUGUCGUCUAUCUAAUAAUAUAGAAAAUAUAAUACAUUUAAAGAAUUUAUCAUUAGAACAAGUUGGUAUUAUAAUUGGUCCAUGGAAAAAUAAAACUGAUACAAAUUAUACACAAAUGAAUGGAUGUUAUCAAUAUAAAUUGAAUUGGACAGAAAAUUUAUUUGAAGAAGUAAUUCAUACUUAUGAUAAAGGAUCAUUUCAAUCAAAAUUUAUUCAUUAUCAAAUAAUUCCAUGUGAAAAUGGAUAUGUAUAUGAAUUAAAUGAAUUACAAUAUCCUGGAAGUGUUGUAAUUGAAUUUGAUACAGUUUGUCAACAUAAUUGGCUUGUACCAUUAGGUUCAUCAAUUUAUUUUGUUGGAAUGAUGAUUGGAUUUAUAUUUGGUGGUUGGGCUGGUGAUCAAUUUGGACGAAAAAAUUCAUCAAUAAUUUUAGCAAUAAUUGAGUUUAUAUUUAGUAUUUGUACAUCAUUGUCACCUAAUUACAUUGUUUAUAUAUUGUCUAGAGCAAUUGUUGGUAUAGCAAAUAUAGGUAAAGUUACAGUAUUAAAUGUGUUAGUAAUGGAGAUGACUAUAGCUAAAUAUCGUUCAUAUAUUGGUGCUGUAAUGGCAUUGGGAUACAAUUUUCUAUUGAGAGCAUUAAUAUCAUUAGAAGCAUAUUUCAUACCGAAUUGGAGAUGGUUAAAUUUGUCUGUAAUGGCACCUAAUUUAUUGUGUAUUUUAUAUUUUUGGUGUUUAGUUGAAUCACCAAGAUGGUUAUUAUCUAAAGGUCGACGUAUUGAUGCACUAAAAUCAUUAAAGUUUGCCUAUAGAGCUAAUCAUUUUCAUAUGAGAAAAAGCAUGAAAUCCAAAUAUAUACUUGAUGGAAUGAUUCAACAAGAAGAAGAACUACAAAAAAAUAAACAAGAAUAUGAAUGUACUCCACAAAGCCAUUCAGUUAUAACCAAUAUUCAAAAAACAAAUCAAAAUAAUCAAAUUUAUCCGAAUAACAAUGAAAGAUUUUUUAUGAAAUUUUUAAAGUCACUUUUUCUACCAUUUUCUACUAGACAAUUAGCUAAAACUACUAUUCUUGGAGUAAUUUUAUUCAGUGGUGAAGUAAUGACAUUCUUUGGUUUACUACUUUAUGCUCGUGCUGUACGUGGAAGUGUUUAUUUAGUUAGCUUUAUCAAUGCAUGCACUAGUAUACCGGCUUUGUUUCUAUCAACAAUAUUAUAUCGUGUUAUACGUCAUCGUAAACCUCCAUUAUUUUUUGUUUAUAUUGUAGCGUCUAUCAUUUUAUUAUCAUGUGGUUUAUACACUUAUAUAUUUAAUCCAGAAGGUGAUUUAAUCCUAGCUAUCGGAUCAAAUUUAUCACUUAUAUUUCUUGCUGCUGGUUUAUUUAUGCUUUAUAUAUAUAUACCUGAAUUAUAUCCAUCUGUUAUACGAUCUCAAGGAUUUGGAACUGUGGCUGGAUUAGGUCGAACUGGUAGUAUAAUUUGUACGUUUAUUAAUCAAUUAGAUAUAUCGAUUGGACAUGGUGUACCAUUAAUAAUUUAUUCAGUUGUAAUUUUUAUGCAAUUAAUUUUAUUAUAUGUUAUACCAGAUACAAGUGGUGAGAAUUUACCUGAUAUGAUAGUAGAAAAAUUGCAACCAAAUAUGGAAAAUGUAAACAAUAUCAACGAUUCAGUAUUUCCAAUAUCGGAAGCAGUGGAAAUUACAAGAAUCUGA
Messenger RNA from Schistosoma intercalatum, 1938 nucleotides. NCBI's taxonomy places the organism in Eukaryota, Metazoa, Platyhelminthes, Trematoda, Strigeidida, Schistosomatidae. The record is from the annotation of a GenBank genome assembly.